Messenger RNA from Limanda limanda (common dab), 1478 nucleotides. Its product is annotated as transcriptional repressor RHIT-like. The record is from RefSeq and is a predicted model, not a curated record. NCBI's taxonomy places the organism in Eukaryota, Metazoa, Chordata, Actinopteri, Pleuronectiformes, Pleuronectidae. The transcript has 3 exons. The coding region runs from base 25 to 912 and encodes 295 amino acids. Gene Ontology annotation, cellular component: nucleus.
GAGCAGGAGGAGGUGAACAGAGGGAUGAAGAUGGAGGACGAAGAGGAAGACAGACUGGACGAGCAGAUAAGAAAUGACUCAGAGCGUUCAGCCGAGUCAUCCAGCCCGCGGCCUGGUAACCAUGACGACCCCGGCCGCUCGGCGAUGAGGAAGGACGACGGUGAAGGACACGAGGACGAAGACGUCGGCGGUUUGAUAAACUCUGAUGGAGAGGAAGAGGAGUGGAGGGCCCCCCCCACAGACUCGGCGAGCGGCUCGGCGACGCCGGCUGACGGGGGUGGUGACGGGCGUGGCGAUGGGCGUGGUGAUGGGCGUGGCGAGGGGCGUGGCGAUGGCGAGGGGAAAGGGAAACACUUCUGUCCCGUGUGCGGCCGCGACUGCUUCAAAGCCUCGUCGCUGCAGAAGCACCUGAGGACUCACUCCGGCGAGCGCCCGUUCCAGUGCCCGACCUGUAGGCGGAGCUUCACGCAGCAGGUGCACGUGACGGAGCACCUGAGGACGCACACCGGGGAGAAGCCCUUCACCUGCUCCGCCUGCGGCAAGAGCUUCACCUUCUCCAGCGCCCUGCGCCGCCACCAGCGGCUGCACGCCGACGCCCGGCCGCACCAGUGCUCCGUCUGCCAGAAGAGCUUCAAGCAGCGCUGCUCUCUGAAGACACACCUGCUGACCCACUCGGGGGUCCGCUACCAGUGCCCGCUCUGCAGCAAGAGCUUCAGCCGCGCCCUGGAGCUCAGCUACCACGUGGACACGCACUCCGCCGCUCGGCCGUACUUCUGUGACCUCUGCAAGAAGAACCUGAGCGGAGCCAGGAUCUACCGCAAGCACAUGAAGAAGCACGAGUCACAGACCUCACCACAGACUUCACCAGGAGGAGGAGCUCUGGAAGUGGGCGGAGCCUCAGAGACUCCUUAGGAUCGAUCUGGUGGUUUUUGUCGGUUCCUCCUGAAACCGGAGCACCGUUUGUUUUCUGAAACACUGAAGUCUUGUUCCUCGAGGUUAGGGUUGGUAGCGAACACAGAGUUGAGCUGAAGCUUCGGUUUGAUGUUUGAAACUCGAGGUGAACGAACUCUGAACCCGUCCUGCAAAUAAACUGCUUUUACAUUUCUGUUCCUGGUGAAUAAACCAGAGACAGAACGUUCUUCAGUGACCUUUAAAUGUGUCGGGAGCUUUUCAUUUGCCUUCAUGCUAAGCUAGGCUAACGCUAGGCUAACGUUAUCCUGACACAUCGAUCUGAUUCUCCCACUCUGAACUGAUCUCUGAUUGGUCGAUAGUUUCUACUGCAUUGCUUGUUUUUCCCACACACUGUAAAUAAAGAUGGACGUCAUGAGAACUCGUGGAAGUGACACUAGGCCAUCGCCAUCGCCCCCUGGUGUCCGGCUGCAGUACAAGCCAUAAACCCCUCCUCCUCCAUGUUAGCAGGUGGGACGUGGACCAAACAGAAAAACAAAGAAGACGUUAAAUAAAUGUUUGUAAAGUUU